Molecule: messenger RNA, 1616 nt
Organism: Paramormyrops kingsleyae
Lineage: Eukaryota; Metazoa; Chordata; Actinopteri; Osteoglossiformes; Mormyridae
Source: RefSeq, a predicted model, not a curated record
AUGGCUCUGAUGAACGGCUAUGAGGAAAGCCUGACUGAUACAUCCUGCUCCAGACCUGCAGCUGUCCAGGCCAUCAUAGGGGAGUCUGGGUCUUCCCCAACAAUUGCUAUCUCAUCAACAGUUGGACCUUUUUCCCUUCCAUUGAUCAGCCACUUUGCCACCUGUGCCUGCCUGAGCAACAGAGAAAAAUACCCGUCCUUCUUCAGGACCAUUCCCAGUGACUACUACCAGAGCAGAGCACUGGUCCAGCUGGUCAAACACUUUGGCUGGACCUGGGUGGGGGCCGUCAGAAGUAACAAUGACUAUGGAAACAAUGGAAUGGCCACUUUUGUCGAGGGUGCUGAACGAGAGGGAAUCUGUAUUGAAUAUUCUGUGGCUGUUUUCAGGACAGAUCCCACAGAAAAAAUACUCAAGGCAAUUGACGCAAUUAGAAAAGGAACUGCAAAGGUGAUAGUAGCUUUUGUGGCUCUCGGAGAUAUACUCCCACUGCUCCAGGAGCUGGCUCUUCAGAAUGUAACGGGCAUACAGUGGGUGGGCACGGAGUCUUGGAUCACGGCGAGUAACCUGGCACAGAAAAUAGAAUUUAAUUUCCUUAAGGGAUCUCUUGGGUUUGCAGUAGGGAGAAGCAAGUUAGAAGGAUUGGAGGAGUUUCUGAUAAAGGUCCACCCAAAAAAGGAGCCAGGAAACGCUCUUCUGAAGGAAUUUUGGGAGACAGCAUUCAGCUGCUCUUUUGAGAGCAGCAGUAAUGUGGUUGAUACAACUUUCUGUACUGGGUAUGAGACCUUGAGUGACCUGAAAAACCCAUAUACAGAUAUAUCUGAUCUUAGAAUAUCCAACAAAGUAUAUGCAGCAGUUUAUGCAGUUGCACAUGCUCUGCACAAUAUCCUGGAAGACAAUGUAGGUCGCUUCAACAUCAACGGCAGUCAUGGACCCCAAUUCAGACCACUGGAGGUAUUUGCCUAUCUGGAAAAGGUUAAUUUCACAACCAAAUAUGGUGAGCAGGUGUCCUUUGACAUUAAUGGAGAUCCAGUAGCAAGAUAUGAACUGGUAAACUGGCACCUCACUGAUGCAGGAACCAUGAAGUUUAAGACAGUUGGAAUGUAUGAUGCUUCGUUGCCUUCAAAUAAAACGUUUGUCCUAGAUCAAGGGAACAUAGUUUGGGCUGGAGGACAAUCACAGGUAUAAUAUGACAGGUGGAAACACAGUUCCAUUAUUAGCAGUUUUUUUAUUGCAUUUAUAUAGAAUAGUUUAUGUAAGCAAUUUGCGUCAAUAACUUCCCCUGUGUUGUGUCCAAAAAUCAGUAAAAAAUAUACAAGCAAUUUCAUAAUUAUGGUUAAUAAAACAAAGACACACAAAAGACCACAUGCAAAAUCUGAUAUAUAUUUACAUUUUAGCUGAAUUCCAACAAGCCCAUUUAAAGCAUGUAAUAUGAUCUAUUAUUGUCACACAGAAGCUCGGAUCAAAGUGCAGUGAGAGCUGUCCCCCAGGAACCCGCAAGGCCGUGCAGAGAGGAAAACCUGUCUGCUGCUACGACUGUGUACCCUGUGCUGAUGGGACAAUCAGCAAUGCUACAGGUAAUGGAUAUGUUUUCAGAAUGCUCAUCUAAUAAAAGUUAA